Messenger RNA from Diaporthe citri, 1563 nucleotides. RefSeq lists its product as uncharacterized. Bases 1 to 1563 code for a protein of 520 amino acids. Gene Ontology annotation, cellular component: membrane. Gene Ontology annotation, molecular function: acyltransferase activity, transferring groups other than amino-acyl groups. Lineage: Eukaryota; Fungi; Ascomycota; Sordariomycetes; Diaporthales; Diaporthaceae. The transcript has a single exon. Gene Ontology annotation, biological process: polysaccharide biosynthetic process. The record is from RefSeq and is a predicted model, not a curated record.
AUGGCUGCUCACCAGUCCGCAAAGAACGUGAAGUGGGUCGAGGGCCUCAGGGGCAUUGCCUCGGUCAUGGUCGUCAUGACCCAUGUUGCGCGCGCCUUCGACUUCCCGCUCUUCUUCCCCAGGGACAGGCCAGACCUGCCGCCUCGCUUCUGGCAGCUCCCCAUCAUCCGCAUCCCGGCCCAGGGCAGGAUAGGCGUGCCCAUCUUCGCCUUCCUCACCGGCUUCGUCUGCGCCCUCAAGCCGCUCAAGCUCGGCCGCAACCGCCACCAGCAGGGCGACGCCCUCAUGGCCGUGGCCAAGAGCGCCUUCCGGCGGCCUCCCCGCCUGGUCCUGCCCGCCGCCGUCGCCACCUUCGUCAGCUUCUGCCUCACGGCCAUCGGGGGCUACGAGACGGCGCACUUCUGCGACUCGUUCUGGGUCCGCUUCGACGCCCCCGGCAUGGAGCCCACCUUCAGGCGCGAGCUGGCGCGCCUGUUCCGCUCGCUGCUGACCACCUGGACGAGCACGGACAACGCCUACGACCGCCACCAGUGGGCCAUGCGGCCGCUGCUGGUGGGCGCGUUCCAGGUGUACAUCCUGCUGGCUGCCACCAUGGGCAUGAGGCUCAAGUACCGCAUGGUUGUUCACUUCCUGCUCAUGGCAUACUGGUGGCUGAACAGAGAGGCCAACACCGAGACGUUCGGCUCGCUGAUAUCUCUCGGAACACUGCUGGCCGACCUGUCUCUUCAUCGUCCGACGCAGAACUUCAUCGCCUCCAACCACCGAAUCUUGUCCCUGGUCGUGGCGCCCCUGCUUAUCCUCAGCGGACUGUUCCUGGGCUCGUAUCCCCAGGAGCACGAGGACUGGUCCCGCUGGUCUCUUGGCCUCCAGCAGACUUUUGUAAACAUGGAUCCACCUCCUGGCACAUCUCGUGGCAGCCUCCUUGUGCCCGAGGGCACAGAUGCUCGCCGCCGCUUCUCCUCGGUAGCGAUACAGUGCUGCUCGGUUGCCAUUUUCAUCAGCCCGUUUCUUCGCGAGCUGCUGAGCAACAGGUAUUUUCUCUGGCUCGGCCGACACUCCUUCGCCGUGUACCUGGUCCACGGCACCAUCCUGAGGACCGUCGGCAUGUGGAUCGCAUACGGGUUGACGCCCAGGUUCGAACAGCGCGAAGAUGGGUCGUUCGAGGAGUUCCUGCACAUCCGAAGCAAGGCGAGCGUCCACCUGGCGAUACUGGUAUUUGUGGUGUUGACGUACACUGCGGCGUGGGCUUGGAUGCGCUGGGUCGACACGGCAUGUGCACGGGCGACGCAGUGGCUGGAGAGCAAAGUGUUCCAGGCCGAGGAUGACGAGGACGCGGAUGAGGCCGAGAAGGGCUUUAGGGGUGGCCUUGUCGACAAACACGCCAAAGACCACCAGCGGAUGUCUGGAGUGACAGACCCGGCGGUCGAGGCCAACACCGACGGGGGCUUCCCAUCGGCCGUUGGCAUGCAGAACCACCGUCGCUCGAUAGGCCAGGCUGCCUUUAUGAACCUGAGCGCACCCCUCAGGACCGGGUCCAUGGAUGGCGGAGGGCGACCACCGUGA